AUGAAGAAUGAAAAAUCUGACGUAGACGAUGGAAUAGGCGCAGAAAUGCUGAAAUAUCUUCUUCUGUCUGGGAUUCAUGAGAUGACAAAAAUCAACCGUUCAAUAUGGAACGGCGGAAGGAUACCUGACUCGUGGAGACACGCUUGGUCCUUCCGCAAGAAAUUAUCUGUCGCCUACUCAAGGGACUAUGGAGGAAUCUCUUUGCUGCAAGUUAUGUACAAGGUUUUGGAGCGGAUUAUCCUAGAACGACUUGCUAAACAUCGCGGAGGAACAACGCGCAAUGAGCAAGCUGGCUUUCGUCCUGGUCGAUUACUACUGACCAAUUGUUCAUUGUCAGGAGAGUGA
This is a messenger RNA of Necator americanus (New World hookworm), 345 nucleotides long. RefSeq lists its product as uncharacterized. The record is from RefSeq and is a predicted model, not a curated record. Lineage: Eukaryota; Metazoa; Nematoda; Chromadorea; Rhabditida; Ancylostomatidae. Bases 1 to 345 code for a protein of 114 amino acids. The transcript has a single exon.